This is a messenger RNA of Drosophila miranda, 1474 nucleotides long. Its product is annotated as solute carrier family 25 member 40. Gene Ontology annotation, biological process: mitochondrial transmembrane transport. The record is from RefSeq and is a predicted model, not a curated record. The transcript has a single exon. The coding region runs from base 75 to 1397 and encodes 440 amino acids. Lineage: Eukaryota; Metazoa; Arthropoda; Insecta; Diptera; Drosophilidae.
AAACAUCCAAUGACAUGUGGAAGUCAAACCGAAGCUCUUUCUAGUCUUGACGAACAACAGAGUCGACGUCUGUCAUGUCGAAAGAAGAAAAAGGAGCAGGCAGUCCAGAGGCGCCUACCCUCGAUUCCGAGAUCAAUCUGGGCCGUGGACCACGAGCCACUAAGCCCAGAUGGAAGACCGGCGGCAGCAAUGACAGCGAUGGCGGCAGUAGUGGUAGCGGCGGACACACUGACACGGGAUCCCCCAAAGAGAAGAUCAAGUGGAAGGCCGACGAGAAGCCCAAGAAGGAGCUGAACGAUCCACGCUUUCGCAUCCGACCGCUGCAGCAGGUGGUCUCCGCCUGCACGGGGGCCAUGAUUACGGCCCUCUUCAUGACGCCCCUGGACGUGAUCAAGACGCGCAUGCAGACGCAGCAGUCGCCCUCGAGCAAGUGUUUCUUCUACUGCAACGGCCUGAUGGAUCACCUCUUGCCCUACCACCCCAAUGGGCCCCAGCAGCCGCCGAAGCCGCUGUUCACCAAUUCCCUGGACGCCCUGUUCAAGAUCAGUCGGAAUGAGGGACCUUGUGCAUUGUGGUCGGGCCUGGGACCCACUCUGGUGUCCGCCCUGCCAUCGACCAUCAUCUACUAUGUGGCCUACGAGCAGUUCAAGGCAAGGUACAUCCAUAUCUACGAGCAGUACUUCAAGGAGAAAGCCGGCGUAGUGGCAACAAUGUCCUCCAUCAAUUCGGGAGAUCUUCCACUGCCUGUGGUGGUGCCCAUGCUUUCUGGCGUGACGGCUCGGAUCUGUGCCGUGACUGUUGUCAGUCCCAUCGAGCUGGUGCGCACCAAGAUGCAGGCCCAGCCCAUGACCUAUGCCCAGAUGAUGGGCUUCGUGAGGAACGUGCUUGCCCUGCAGGGAAUCUGGGGGCUGUGGCGCGGACUUCCGCCCACAAUUCUCAGAGAUGUGCCCUUCUCGGGGAUCUACUGGCCCAUCUACGAGCACACGAAGCGGACUUUCGGCAGCAGCACUCAGCCCUCCUUCGGACUGAGCUUCGUCUCUGGGGUGCUGGCGGGAUCGGUGGCUGCGCUGGUCACCACGCCCUUCGAUGUGGUGAAGACCCACGAACAGAUCGAGUUUGGGGAGCGCGUGAUCUUCACGGACUCCCCGACGAAGGAUGUGCACAAGCGAUCCACCUUCAGCUGGCUGAUGGCCAUCUACCGCUCGCAGGGAUUGCCCGGACUCUUCGCCGGCUACGGGCCCAGGCUGUUCAAGGUGGCCCCCGCCUGUGCCAUCAUGAUAUCCACCUUCGAGUACAGCAAGUCCUACUUCUUCAACUACAAUGUGCGGCAGCACAACGAGACGCUGCUGCUGAACAACCCCAAUGCCACGCUGGUGGAAGAGGACGACAUCGAGUAGCAGUCGUCUCCAUGGGAAUCCCUGUGGCAGUGGGUUGCCCUUUGUAAAUAAACGGCGCUUAUUUUAUGUAAACCCAA